Molecule: messenger RNA, 6291 nt
Organism: Arabidopsis arenosa
Lineage: Eukaryota; Viridiplantae; Streptophyta; Magnoliopsida; Brassicales; Brassicaceae
Source: the annotation of a GenBank genome assembly
GUCAUCAACGUCGUCUCUUUGUCGUCGGUCGUUAUUUUUAUUUCUCGCCGGAAAACCGAAAAAACAGAAAAAAGUUUGAAUUUUUUAAUUUCGAAAAAGCUAUGGAUCCAAUCGAAUCCGUGGAGUACAACAAUGGCUUUGAAACCACCAAUGGUGACUCUCACAACAACGACCAUGGUUGGAAGAAAGUAGUGUACCCAAAACGUAACCGGAAGCAAAAACCUGCGGAUCAAGCGACGGCGGUGGCGAAUGGUGUCACCGGAAAUCUAAUUGCCAAUGGAACUUUAUCCAAUGGAGGAGACAACAUCUUCCGUUCUCUUGAGGAGCAAGCUGAAGAUCGUCAUCGACGGAUCCUCGCCGCGAAGAAAGCCUCCGAUGCGGCGGAUAUGUCGGACGGGGGAAGAUCUAAACGGCGAUCUAACGGAUACGGCGAUGAGGGUUACGAUUUUGAUGACAGCGACAGUGAAAUCGCAGUGGGGAAAGAGAAUUUGAAGGCGGAGGAAGUUAAGAAACCGAAGGUUAAGAAGGUGAAGAAGCCUAAGGUUACUUUAGCUGAAGCUGCUGCUAACAUUGAUGUAUCUAAUCUCGCAGCUUUCCUCGUUGAAGCUUCGGAAUCAUAUGCGAGUCAACCAGAGAUUCAGCUAAUGAGAUAUGCUGAUUACUUUGGGAGAUCACUCUCUCAAGUAUCAUCAGCUCAUUUUCCUUGGGUGAAAACGUUCAAGGAGUCUCCUUUAUCUAAGCUGAUCGAUAUUCCACUUUGUCACAUUCCUGAAGCUGUUUAUAAGACAUCAGCUGAUUGGAUUAACCAACGUCCCAUUGAGGCACUUGGAGCCUUUGUAUUGUGGGCCUUGGAUUGUAUUCUUGCUGACUUGGCUGUACAACAAGGAGGCGCCAAGGGUGGUAAGAAGGGAGCACAAAAUGCUUCUUCGAAAUCUCAGGUUGCGAUAUUUGUGGCGGUAGCAAUGGUUUUGCGUAAGAAACCUGAUGCUUUAACUAAUAUAUUGCCAACUUUGAGGGAGAAUCCCAAGUAUCAGGGACAAGAUAAGCUUCCAGUUACAGUUUGGAUGAUGGCUCAGGCCUCCCAAGGUGAUAUAUCAGUAGGCUUGUACUCAUGGGCGCACAACUUGUUACCAGUAGUCAGUAGCAAGAGUUGCAACCCUCAGUCAAGGGAUCUCAUCCUUCAGUUGGUUGAGAGGAUCUUGUCCAACCCGAAGGCCCGAACCAUUCUUGUAAAUGGGGCUGUUAGGAAGGGAGAGCGAUUGAUUCCACCUCCUUCGUUUGAGAUCUUGGUUCGACUUACAUUCCCUGCAUCAUCCGCAAGAGUGAAGGCUACAGAGAGGUUUGAGGCAAUAUAUCCCUUACUGAAGGAGGUGUCUCUUGCUGGUGCUCCUGGGAGUAAGGCAAUGAAGCAAGUCACACAGCAGAUAUUCACUUUUGCUCUGAAAGCAGCCGGGGAAGAAAAUCCCUUAUUAGCGAAGGAAGCGACUGCAAUCACUAUCUGGGCUCUCACCCAAAACGUUGAUUGCUGCAAGCACUGGGAGAAUCUUUAUACCGACAAUUUGAAAGCCAGUGUUGCUGUUCUUAAAAAGCUCAUGGACGAGUGGAAGGAGCUUUCUGUCAAACUGACCCCUGUAGCUUCUGGUAUCGGCGUUCUCGAGCUCCCUUGUUUGCGUCUGUUACCAAUCUCAAGCAUUCAAAUCCAGUUUCUCACUGUCGAAGCUAGAAAACAACCUCGAAGAAGAAGAAGACGCGAGCUCUCCUUCAGCCACUUUCCGGUACUUAUUCAAUCGAACCGUCGUCUUCGUCAUGGUUUCUCUCAGCUCAAUUCGAGUUUUGAUGGUUCCAACAGUGGAGAAACUGGUUCCGAUACCACUUUUGAAGAUGGUGAAGAAGCGAGGAGAGAAAGCUCUUCAGGUGUUGGAGAUAGCUAUGUGGCCUUGUUUGUGGGAAUGCUCGGUUUGGACAACGAUCCUCUUGAUAGAGAGCAGGCAAUAGAGGCGCUAUGGAAGUACUCUUUGGGUGGGAAGAAAUGCGUUGAUGCAAUUAUGCAGUUUCAUGGUUGUUUGAGUCUCAUUGUCAAUCUUCUCAAGUCUGACUCCAGCUCCGCCUGUGAAGCUGCUGCUGGGCUAAUACGGUCUAUAGCUGCUGUGAAUCUAUACAGAGAAUCCGUUGCUGAGAGUGGAGCGUUGGAAGAGAUAACCGCUCUAUUGAGCCGGCCUUCGUUAGCUACAGUGGUGAAAGAACAAUGCAUAUGUGCUCUGUGGAAUCUGACUGUGGAUGAAGAAAUUAGGGAAAAGGUUGCUGACUUUGAUAUCCUUAGGCUACUCAUUAGUUUCCUUGAAGAUGAUGAUGUAAACGUAAAGGAAGCAGCUGGUGGCGUAUUGGCCAAUCUAGCCCUUAGCCGCUCGAACCACAAGAUUCUGGUUGAAGUAGGAGUCAUACCCAAACUGGCAAAACUGUUGAAAGGCGAUAAUACAGAAAACAAAGGGUCUAAAAUUAUUAGAAAAGAAGCAAGAAAUGUGCUUUUGGAGCUCGCCAAAGACGAAUACUACAGAAUUCUUGUCAUUGAGGAGGGUGUUGUACCCAUUCCCAUAAUUGGUGCAGACGCUUACAAGUCCUUCAGACCGGAUCUGUAUUCUUGGCCUAGUUUACCAGAUGGUAUAAAGAUCGAGCAGACAGCAAAAGCUCCUUCAAGAUUUGGUGCCUCUGAGCUGCUCCUUGGUUUAAAUGUUGACAAGAAUGUUAACGACGUAGAUGAAGCCAAAAUGAAAGCAAUAGUUGGGAGGACAAAUCAGCAGUUCCUUGCCCGUAUUGGAGCAAUUGAAUUUGAGAAGGAAAUUAAAUCCGAAGGGCCAGGGAAAUCUCAGCAGCUUACUCUUCUUCCUUGUGUAGAUGGUGUGGCUCGAUUAGUCUUGAUUCUUGGAUUGGCAGACGAAUUGGCAGUAACAAGAGCUGCAGAGUCAAUUGCUGAUGCAUCUAUCAACGAGGAUAUGCGGGUUUCUUUCAUGGAAGCCGGAGCUGUAAAGCCUUUGGUUCAGCUUUUAGCCAACAACAACAAAGAGGCUGUUAAAUUACCCGUCAUCCGAGCCUUGAAAAAUUUAUCACUUAGCCGCACUGUUUGCCAGAGGAUUGAAGCUGAAGGUGCAGUAUGGUUUCUUAUUAAUCUUCUGAAGCAGCCAGAGAUCUCACUAAGCGUCACAGAACACAUUCUGGAUAUACUUGCUCAUAUCUUAGAUCCUUGCAAGGAAAUGGAAUCCAAGUUUUAUGAAGGACCGGUGAACGGAUCAAAAGCAGACUCCAGAAAGGAAGUACUGGAUGCUGCUGUUUUUUCUCGGCUUGCCCAGAUUGCGAAAACAGCCUCUCCGAACUUGCUAAGAAAUGCAAUCUCUGUCAUCGAGUUUGGUAUAGUCAGUAAUCCAAACAUGGACACGAUCAUCUCUGGGGAUAUCACAACUGUUCUUGAUCUUGCUCUCCGGCAGAAAGUCCUGGAAGAACCUGAGAACGAAGCUGAGGAGUUAGAGAAACAUCUUCUUGAGCUAGAAGAAGCUGGUUUGACGAUUUCCGCUGCUUCAAGGCUACUGACAAAACUUGUCGACUCUGAGUCCUUUCGCCAAACAAUAGAUGUCGCAGUCUUCACAGAAUUACUAAGGAAGAUCCUAAAAUCUAGCCUCCCUCUACACUACAAAGACUGGGUUGCCGCUUGUCUUGUAAAACUCACCGCUCUCUCCUCUCCCUCUCAAUCCCUCAACAAUCCAAUCAAUAUCGAGGUAACUCUGUACAAAACGAUCCCGAGCCUUGUAGAACAAAUGAGCUUUUCCUCAUCACCAGAAGCGAAAGAAGCAGCGGUUUUAGAACUGAACAAGAUAGUAUCCGAGGGAGUUCCAGAAUCUACCCAAACUCUUGCUUCACACGGAGGUAUCGAACCGCUGGUUAAGCUUCUUGAAGAAAGAAACGAGCGGUGCGUUGAAGCGAGUUUGUCAGUACUGUAUAACCUAAGCAUGGACAGUGAGAACCACACAGCCAUCAUAAGAGCCGGAGCUGUACCAGUAUUGAGACGUAUCGUUAUGUCUCAAAGACCUCAAUGGGAAAAAGCUCUUCGAGCUGCUUUUAUCAUCACCACCACAUCACUCUCUCUGCGUUCAAUUUUGAUCUUUGUUCUCUUCAAGACGAAUAUGGUUUUCAAGGUUUCUACCGUUUCAACAUCUCCUAUUGAUGGCCAGAAACCAGGAACUUCUGGACUCCGUAAAAAGGUGAAAGUGUUCAAGCAACCCAAUUAUCUAGAGAAUUUUGUCCAAGCAACCUUCAAUGCUCUUACUGCAGAGAAAGUUAAAGGUGCCACACUCGUGGUCUCUGGUGAUGGUCGUUAUUACUCAAAGGAUGCUGUUCAGAUCAUAAUUAAGAUGGCAGCAGCUAAUGGUGUACGACGUGUGUGGGUUGGUAAAAACACUCUGUUAUCAACUCCUGCUGUAUCAGCUGUGAUUCGUGAAAGAUCAGGGGCUGAUGGAUCGAAAGCAACUGGAGCCUUUAUCUUAACAGCAAGUCACAAUCCUGGUGGCCCUACUGAGGAUUUUGGAAUCAAAUACAAUAUGGAAAACGGAGGACCUGCUCCUGAAUCAAUCACUGAUAAAAUCUACGAGAACACUAAGACAAUCAAGGAGUACCCAAUAGCAGACGAUCUACCCAAUGUUGAUAUUUCUACCAUCGGUGUAACUAGCUUUGAAGGACCUGAUGGCAAAUUUGAUGUUGAAGUUUUCGACUCUGCAGAUGACUACGUUAAAUUGAUGAAGUCAAUCUUCGAUUUUGAAUCCAUCCGAAAAUUGCUUUCAUCUCCAAAGUUUACAUUCUGCUAUGAUGCAUUGCAUGGAGUUGCUGGAGCCUAUGCACAUCGCAUUUUUGUCGAAGAACUCGGUGCGCAAGAAAGCGCAUUAUUGAACUGCACACCCAAGGAGGACUUUGGAGGAGGGCAUCCGGAUCCCAAUUUGACCUAUGCUAAGGAGCUUGUGGCACGAAUGGGACUAAGUAAAUCCGACACUGGAGGUGAACCUCCAGAGUUUGGCGCCGCUGCUGAUGGUGAUGCAGACCGUAACAUGAUCCUUGGUAAAAGGUUUUUUGUAACUCCUUCAGAUUCAGUUGCCAUAAUUGCUGCAAAUGCUAUUGGGGCCAUUCCGUACUUCAGCUCUGGUUUGAAAGGUGUUGCUAGGAGUAUGCCCACCUCAGCUGCUCUCGAUGUCGUUGCAAAAAGCUUGAAUUUGAAGUUCUUUGAGGUUCCAACAGGCUGGAAGUUUUUUGGUAAUCUGAUGGAUGCUGGGAUGUGUUCUGUUUGUGGGGAAGAAAGUUUUGGAACCGGCUCGGAUCAUAUCCGCGAGAAAGACGGGAUUUGGGCAGUUCUUGCGUGGAUGUCCAUACUUGCUCACAAGAACAAGGGAAAUAUUGACGGUAAUGCUAAACUGGUGUCGGUUGAAGACAUUGUCCGCCAGCAUUGGGCUACCUACGGCCGUCACUAUUACACUCGUUACGACUAUGAGAAUGUAGACGCAGGUAAAGCUAAGGAACUGAUGGAGCAUUUGGUCAAAUUGCAAUCUUCAAUUCCUGAAGUUAACAAGAUUGUGAAAGGAAUUCGUUCCGAUGUGGCGAACGUCGCCAGUGCCGAUGAAUUCGAGUACAAAGAUCCAGUUGAUGGAUCCAUUUCGAAGCACCAGGGAAUCCGUUACUUGUUUGAAGACGGAUCACGACUUGUUUUCCGUCUCUCUGGAACUGGCUCAGAAGGAGCAACCAUCAGGCUCUACAUUGAACAGUACGAGAAGGAUGCUUCAAAAACCGGCCGAGAAUCCCAGGAAGCUUUGUCUCCUCUGGUUGACUUAGCUCUAAAGCUGUCUAAGAUGGAGGAGUUCACCGGCCGAUCAGCCCCAACCGUCAUAACAUGAGAAUGGUCAAGCUCAACGACUCGAAUCAUACACUUUUUUUUCCUGCAUCUAUAUGAUGCUUUCUUCUUAUACUAUCCAAGUUCCAUUGUAAGAAUAAUUAGUCUCAGGGAGAAUUUGUAUCUCUUAUCGGAAUUCUGAACAACCAAGAACGAUUUCUUGAGUUGUCGUGAGGCUUAUACAUACUUGUACGGAUUUGGCUUUCUCGGUUUUGUUUUCUCUUGUUUCCAUCUUUUGCAUGAUUAAGAUUUGUUCUUGCGGUUUUAUAUACGAUUUUGCAAGUUUGGUCUCUUAACAUCUAACUUCAUUGAUACCUCAACAUUUAAGCAUGCUACGAACAAGUUUGGUGUUCCCCGUCUCGUUUUUCAUU